This is a messenger RNA of Hemibagrus wyckioides, 11401 nucleotides long. RefSeq names its product calcium channel, voltage-dependent, P/Q type, alpha 1A subunit, b (gene cacna1ab). The coding region runs from base 915 to 7478 and encodes 2187 amino acids. NCBI's taxonomy places the organism in Eukaryota, Metazoa, Chordata, Actinopteri, Siluriformes, Bagridae. The record is from RefSeq and is a predicted model, not a curated record. Gene Ontology annotation, cellular component: membrane; voltage-gated calcium channel complex; neuronal cell body. Gene Ontology annotation, molecular function: calcium ion binding; high voltage-gated calcium channel activity. The transcript has 49 exons. Gene Ontology annotation, biological process: chemical synaptic transmission; calcium ion import across plasma membrane.
AAUCUGGCAACCCGGCUGAUUGUGGAGGAGAAACGCAUCACUUUGAGGUUCUGGAUUCUAUGGAUUUAAGCUCAUCAGAUACAGCAGAACUCUUCUUCUUCUUCUGUUAUUCGGUAAUAUUUUCCAAAGCGCGAGACACAUCCCUAAAAAGAAACCAGCUCCGCGUGGACAGUGCUUUUUUUAGGUGGUGCGCGCGCGCGUGUGUGUGUGUGUGAGUGAGUGAGUGAUGCGAUGAGGAAGAGGAGGGGGUAUUCCUGUAGCUCGGUUCUUCAGUUGCUCUGCGCGCUCCUGACUCGAGCUCGCGCCACAAACCCCACGCGCUCCUGACUCGAAGCGAUGCGGAUUAUUUUCCGCGUUUCCUCCGGAUUUGUGUGACACGCGCGUGAAAAAAAUAAAUACGAGCGCUUCACAAUCUGACUUCGGUAGGGUUUUAUUUAUUAUUGUUAUUAUUAUUACUACUACCGUUUUCCCGUUCCUGAUUCCUGAGCGCGCGCUUGCACCACCCAUGACCGUUAUGAGAAAUGGAAUGUAGGUAAAAGGCUUCAUUUUUUUUGAGCGCACGCUGAUGUGCAGCUCCAUCUGGUACCGGAGAGUUUGGACUUGGAUAUCCACGCAUUAUCAUCAUCGCCAGUCUCCUCCUCCUUUUUCUCCUCAUCAGCCGCUGCGGAUGUUACAGAGUUAAAUAAAUUAUUGCCGGUGUUUUCCGCCCUUUUCUGCGCUCGGUGCGCUCGCGCUCGCAGGGAGGGAGACUCGGUGACUCGGUGUUCGGUACCGCGAUGCUGAGAGGGGUGGUAUCUCCACGGCUCGGGGCGCGCGGAGGCUCAGGAGCGAGCAGCUGAGUGAUGAGGAUGAGGACGCGGCGCUGUGGAGGAGGAAGAAGAUAAGCAGCAGCAGCAGCAGCAGCGUUUCACGGGAUGGCGCGGUUCGGAGAGCCCGGUGUGCCCGGUGGGGGAUCGGUGGCCCGGGGCGGAAGCAGGCAGGGAACUCAGCGCGUGUACAAGCAGUCAAUGGCGCAGAGAGCGCGCACCAUGGCGCUGUAUAACCCCAUCCCCGUGCGACAGAACUGUCUCACCGUCAACCGCUCUCUGUUCCUGUUCAGCGAGGACAACGUGGUCCGGAAGUAUGCAAAGAAAAUCACAGAGUGGCCUCCAUUUGAAUGGAUGAUUUUAACGACCAUCAUCGCUAACUGCAUUGUUUUAGCACUGGAGCAGCAUUUACCUGUCAAUGACAAAACACCGCUCUCAGAACGACUGGACGACACAGAGCCGUACUUCAUAGCCAUUUUCUGUUUUGAGUCUGGGAUUAAGAUCCUGGCUCUGGGGUUUGCCUUCCAUAAAGACUCGUACCUGCGCAACGGCUGGAACGUCAUGGACUUCGUUGUCGUGUUGACUGGUAUUUUGUCCACUGUUGGUUCUGAGGUGGAUUUGCGGACACUGCGAGCGGUCAGAGUUCUGCGGCCUCUCAAGCUUGUCUCUGGAAUUCCAAGCCUGCAGGUGGUGCUGAAGUCCAUAAUGAAGGCCAUGAUCCCUUUGCUUCAGAUUGGUGUUUUGCUAUUUGUUGCAAUCCUCAUGUUCGCUAUCAUUGGCCUUGAGUUCUACUCUGGAAAAUUCCACAAAGCCUGUUAUGACAAUGUCACAGGAGAGCUUCUUGAUGAUCAGCUGUGUGGUGAUGAGUUACCAGCUCGGGUUUGUCCGUCUGGAUCCGUGUGUAUUGACAAGUGGCUUGGACCAAAUUAUGGAAUCACGCAGUUCGACAACAUUCUGUUCGCUGUGCUCACUGUGUUCCAGUGCAUCACCAUGGAGGGCUGGACAGACAUGCUUUAUUAUAGUAACGAUGCUCUAGGAAGCACGUGGAACUGGCUGUACUACGUCCCACUCAUUAUCAUCGGAUCUUUCUUCAUGCUCAACUUAGUGUUGGGUGUGUUGUCUGGUGAGUUUGCUAAAGAGAGAGAGCGAGUUGAGAACCGCAGUGAGUUUCUGAAGCUGAGGAGACAGCAGCAGAUCGAGAGAGAACUGAAUGGAUAUCUGGAGUGGAUAUGCAAAGCAGAGGAAGUGAUUCUGGCUGAAGAUGACACCAAAGGAGACCGCUCUCGCCGCAGACCCACUAUAAAAAAGAGUAAAACUGACUUGCUGAACCUGGAGGGAGGACAGGAUCACAUGGGGGAUGCAGUGGGUCUGAAAGCUGAUGGCUCCAGUUUUAGCAAGAAAGAGCGCCGUUUCCGUAUCCUUGUACGUAAGAUGGUAAAAACUCAGGCAUUUUAUUGGACCGUCCUCAGCCUCGUUGGUCUGAACACACUCUGUGUCGCUGUUGUCCACUACGACCAGCCUGCACUUCUGUCCAAGUUCCUGUUGUAUGCAGAGUUUAUCUUUCUGGGUCUCUUCAUGAUGGAGAUGCUGAUAAAGAUGUAUGGAUUAGGGACGAGGCCGUACUUUCACUCCUCCUUCAACUGUUUUGAUUGUGCUGUGAUUGUCGGCAGUAUAUUUGAGGUUUUCUGGGCGAUGAUAAAACCCGGCACUUCAUUUGGGAUCAGUGUUCUGCGAGCUCUGAGACUGCUCCGGAUCUUCAAAGUUACCAAGUACUGGGCUUCUCUGCGUAAUCUGGUAGUGUCUCUGCUGAAUUCCAUGAAGUCCAUUAUCAGCCUUCUUUUCCUCCUCUUCCUCUUCAUAGUGGUGUUCGCUCUUCUGGGGAUGCAGCUGUUUGGGGGACAGUUUAACUUUGACCAGGGAACUCCUCCUACAAACUUUGACACCUUUCCUGCAGCCAUCAUGACUGUGUUUCAGAUCCUGACAGGGGAGGACUGGAAUGUUGUGAUGUAUGAUGGGAUCCAAUCUCAGGGAGGCGUUCACAAGGGAAUGAUCUCCUCUGUGUUCUUCAUUGUACUUACACUUUUUGGCAACUACACACUGCUGAAUGUCUUCUUGGCCAUCGCUGUGGAUAAUCUGGCUAAUGCUCAGGAACUUACCAAGGAUGAACAGGAAGAAGAGGAAGCCACCACACAGAAAAUUGCUCUGCAGAAAGCUAAGGAGGUCGCUGAGGUCAGCCCACUGACUGCUGCCAACCUGUCCAUUGCAGCUAAGGAACAGCAGAAGAACUCAAAGCCUCCUAAGUCGGUAUGGGAGCAGCGCACCAGUGAGAUUCGCCGCCAGAACCUGAUGACCAGCAGAGAGGUGCUCUACAACGAACUGGACUCUGAAGACCACUGGAAGCAGACAAAUUUCCGUAACCAUCCUGACAUGAAGACACACUUAGAUCGCCCCCUGGUGGUGAACCCUCAGGAGAACCGCAACAACAACACCAACAAACCCAGACCAGAAGAACUAGGACAGCAUGACCACCAUAUCUCCCCCCCACCAAGUUACCAACCCCGCCCACGCCACAGACACUGCCCACACACCCAGGAGGACAAGGACAGGAGGCAUAGAAGACAUCAUCACAGUAACCAUGGAGACAGGGAAGGGAGGAGGGAAGGGAGGAGGGAACGGAGCGGCACACGUCAUUCAAGGAAUCAGUGCAGUGAGGAUGUGGAUAACGUAAGGAACAACAGCAUGCUGAUCCUUCAUGACCCAGAGCUCCGCCUCCAUCAUCCAUACAACCCAUAUGACGCCUAUGACCCUGAGCUGACCAAUAAUGUGCUGAACCUGAGGGGGCGGAGCUUACCAGACAGUCUCCUCAUCCUCACUGACCCGAUGAAGAGCCCCAGCAAAGAGUUUAUAGCCAUCGACAUGCAGCCGCUGUACCCCUCACUCAUAGGCCAGCUGCAGGUGAAUAAGAAUGCAAACACUGAAGCAACUAAAGAUGGUGAGAAGAAAGAGGAGGAUGAUGAUGGUGGAGGUGAUGAAGACGGUCCCAAACCCAUUCCUCCGUUUAGCUCUUGCUUUAUCAUGUCUCCCACCAACCCGUUCCGUAAAUGCUGCCACUACAUUAUGACUCUGCGUUACUUUGAGAUGUGUAUUCUGUCUGUAAUCGCUAUGAGCAGCAUCGCUCUUGCAGCAGAAGAUCCUGUCUGGCCUGAGUCACCUAGGAACAAUGUUCUUCGUUACUUUGAUUAUGUCUUCACUGGUGUCUUCACUUUUGAGAUGCUGAUUAAGAUGGUGGUGCUCGGCAUGGUUCUUCAUGAAGGAGCUUAUUUUCGUGAUCUCUGGAAUUUUCUGGACUUUAUAGUGGUUAGUGGCGCUCUGGUGGCAUUUGCCUUUUCGGGAAGCAGUAAAGGCAAAGACAUCAGCAUCAUUAAAUCCCUGAGAGUGUUACGUGUCCUGCGGCCGCUCAAGACCAUCAAACGUCUCCCUAAACUGAAGGCUGUGUUUGAUUGUGUGGUGAAUUCUCUGAAGAACGUUUUGAACAUCCUGAUCGUCUACAUGCUCUUCAUGUUUAUCUUUGCUGUUGUGGCUGUGCAGCUUUUUAAAGGCCGAUUUUUCUGCUGCACAGACGAGUCCAAAGAGCUUGAGCGUGACUGCCGGGGUGAGUAUCUGGUGUAUGAACGUGAGAAUGAAGUAAAAGCUCAGAAACGCGAAUGGAAGAAGUAUGACUUUCACUAUGACAAUGUGCUGUGGGCUCUGCUCACACUCUUCACUGUGUCCACGGGAGAAGGCUGGCCAGACGUGCUGAAGCACUCUGUGGACUCGACCUUUGAGGAUCAGGGUCCCAGUCCAGGUUACAGGAUGGAGAUGUCCAUAUUCUACGUUGUCUACUUUGUUGUGUUUCCAUUCUUUUUUGUGAACAUCUUUGUUGCUCUCAUCAUCAUCACCUUCCAGGAGCAAGGGGACAAGAUGAUGGAGGACUACAGCCUGGAAAAGAAUGAGAGAGCAUGUAUUGACUUUGCAAUUAAUGCAAAGCCACUAACACGUCACAUGCCGGAGAACAAGCUGAGCUUCCAGUAUAGAAUGUGGCAGUUUGUGGUGUCACCUCCAUUUGAGUACAGUAUCAUGAGCCUGAUUGCCCUCAACACCAUCGUCCUGAUGAUGAAGUAUCACGAAGCUUCAGAAACGUAUGAUAAAGUUUUGAAAAACCUGAACAUCGUUUUCACCAUCCUCUUCUUCAUGGAGUGCAUCCUGAAAAUGAUCGCCUUCGGGAUUCGUAAUUAUUUCCGAGAUGCCUGGAACAUUUUCGACUUCGUGUCCAUCUUAGGCAGCAUCACAGACAUCUUAGUGACGGAGCUGUGGAACAACAUCAUUAAUGUGAGGUUCCUUCGUCUGUUUCGUGCUGCUCGUCUCAUUAAGUUGUUGCGGCAGGGAGAGACGAUACGAAUCCUCCUCUGGACAUUUGUCCAGUCCUUCAAGGCUCUGCCGUAUGUUUGCCUGCUUAUUGCCAUCCUCUUCUUCAUUUAUGCCAUCAUUGGUAUGCAGCUCUUUGGUAAUUUAGCAUUAGAUGAAGACGGAGAAAGUGCAAUAAAUGAACACAACAACUUCAGAACUUUCUUCAUGGCACUGAUGCUGUUGUUCAGGAGUGCUACAGGCGAGGCAUGGCAUGAGAUUAUGUUGUCAUGUUUGGGUGGGAUGCCGUGUGACGUCGCUUCUGGAAACCAGACGGACGAGUGUGGCAGCAACGUUGCUUACGCUUACUUCGUCUCUUUCAUCUUCCUCUGUUCAUUCCUGAUGCUGAAUCUGUUUGUAGCGGUCAUCAUGGAUAAUUUUGAGUAUUUGACUCGUGACUCAUCCAUUCUUGGCCCUCACCAUCUGGAUGAAUAUGUCCGAAUCUGGGCAGAGUAUGACCCCGCGGCAUGUGGACGUAUUCAUUAUAAGGAUAUGUACAGUUUAUUGCGAGUUAUCGACCCCCCGCUCGGAUUAGGAAAGAAAUGUCCUCAUAGGGUCGCCUGCAAGAGACUGUUGCGUAUGGAUUUGCCUGUUGCUGAUGACAACACGGUUCAUUUCAACUCCACACUGAUGGCAUUAAUUCGUACUGCUCUUGAUAUCAAGAUUGCUAAAGGUGGAGCUGAUAAACACCAGAUGGAUGCGGAGUUGCGAAAGGAAAUGAUAGCAAUUUGGCCAAAUCUGUCCCAGAAGCAUCUGGACCUGCUGGUCACGCCUCACAAGUCAGCUACAGACCUUACAGUGGGGAAGAUCUAUGCUGCCAUGAUGAUCAUGGAGUAUUACAGACAGAGUAAAGCCAAGAAACUGCAGGCACUCCGAGACGAACAGAACCGAACACCAUUAAUGUUUCAGCGCAUGGAGCCCAACUCUAGCCAAGAAAAAGGUCAUGAGUUCACAGAGAUCAAUGGAGGUCAUGGGGUCAAGGAGGCCCCACAGGAAAACCAUGACAAUCUUCCUGCUGAAUCCUGGGUAACUCCUCGUUCUCAGAUCUUCCCGAAAUCUGCUGAUGAAAACUGGAGCACAGACUCACCUUACCAUCAGCAGGAAAACCGACACAACUCACAGACAGUAGAAAUGAUGCCUGUUCACUCCGACACUGACACAUCACUACCACUGGAAGGGAGGACUGUCUCCAUGCCCCGCCUCCCACAGCAUCACCAACAACGGAGAAACAAACUUCGAGGAAGUAACCUCAGUACCAUUUCUGAUGUGAGUCCAUUGAGGCGUUCUACAACGUCACUGGUUCACGGGCGUUCAGGUCGAGCCUUGAGAUUGGAUGAUUACUCUCUGGAGAGGGUGGAGUCUGAGGAGGGACCUAGACACGGGAGAAGGAGGAAAGAGAGAGAAAGAGAGAGGGAACGAAAUCACCGCACCUCAGAGAGAUCACUGGGUCGCUUCACAGAUGCUGAUACAGGUCUGGGUACUGAUCUCAGCACCACUACACAGUCAGGUGAACUUCCUCCUAAAGAACGGGAGCGAGAACGAGGAAGAGCCAAAGACCGGCGACAUCAUCACCACCAUCAUCAUCAUCACCAUCAUCAUCAUCACAGCUCAGCGGAGAAAGAGCGGUAUGAGAGAGAGCGAGAAUACCAUCAUCAUCCUCACAACCGACACGACACACACUGGUCACGUUCACCCAGCGAAGGCAGAGACAGCAGAGCACGCAGACAGGGAAGCAGUUCUGUGAGUGUAAGUCCAGUUCCCUCAACGUCAGGAACCAGUACACCACGCCGUACUCGACGUCAGCUCCCCCCAACCCCACCUACACCUCGCCCGCAUGUUACAUACUCACCUGCACCCAGGAAACCACUCCCACUGCCCACUCCUCGCCGUGAGCCUCCACCCAUCGGCCCACCUUCUCGUAGACACUCCCCCCGACGUGCACCGUUCUAUGACCGUCAUUUUGAAUACGAGCCACCAAACUACGAGCAGAGUCUGACGCAAGGACACUCCCAUACGCCCCGCCAUGGCUCCACCCACCACAGUCCUUCCCAUCGUAGUCCUGCCUCUCAUCACCGACGUGUGCCCAAUGGCUACCGCUCCUCCUCCUCUCCAUCCCCACACCGUGGAUGCCCUGCCCACCACGGCUUGCAACGUGCCCCACAGCCCCGCCCACCCCGGAAGAAUCUCCAUGAACCAUACAGUGAGACGGAUGAGGACGAUUGGUGCUAAAAUCCUGCUCUUCAUACACACCACAAUCAGAGAUGGAAAGGAGGCGUGUAACUACACACACAAACAUGCAUGGAUGGUGGAGUUUGUCUAUAUGUGUGCAUGUAUGUGUGUGUGUGUAUGUGUGUGUGUAUGUGUGUGUGUGUGUGUUUGCGUGUGUAAUUGUGUGUGUAAGAGACUUUUAAAAUUCAAGCCACACACACACAGCAAAAAGGAAAGUGAGAGGCCUUGCUACCUGUUCUCUCUGAUGUGCAUCGCUCUCUGACUUCUGGACUACAUUACCCAGAAGGCUGUGUGAUGAAAAGAGGGAGGGCGGGGCUGGAGUGUAACCUGGGCUAUAAUCAGCAUGGUUGUCUCCAGUGUGUCUCCACUCAAACUAACAAGGAUGAGAAAACAAGCUGGUUUUAUGAAUGCAAAGAAAGAAGAAAACCAUAGAAGAAAAGUAAACAAUAAAUACAGUGUGCUCUUUUAAACAAGAGCUCCUCCUACUGCAAAACUAGCCAAUGGCAUCGCAGCCUGCUACUGAUGAGUUUUAUCAUCUAUGUUUACUCAACAUGCUGAGUGACCUCAUAGUUUAGAGCUUGGGUUCCGGGUGAGGGGCGGGGCACUGACGAGGACAGAGCGAUGAGCCAACUGCGAGGAGCCACUAAAUCAAAGCCACGCCCACAACACAACCUUCACAGGCAAGUGAAGAGGGAAUAACCGGGCGGAGCAGUGGAUUAGAGACUAAUUCAUCUUCAGUCUUUAAUUAAUGAGAUUCUUCUUCUUUGUGGAUGUUUGAGGAGCACGCACUCUUCUUUUGUUUUAUUUCCACUUUUUGGACUCAAAGGACCUGAAGGAAACCUGCAUGAUUGAUGAAAAAAAACAAAACAGUUGAACUGUGAGUGACGGAGUGGCCAUGGAUCUAUUUUAUUUUUUUUGGAGAAAUUCUCUCCUCUGGCUUUCUCUUUGCUGUUCAGUACCAUGUAUUAGUGCUGCAGAAAAAUGUUUAAAAACUGUUGAUCUGUCUUUCAGGAUGAGCAGAGAAACAGCAGGAGAUCAUUUCUCUCUUUUCUUUUUCUUUCCUGUCAAUAAUAAUAAUAAUAAUAAUAAUAAUAAUAAUAAUAAUAAUAAUAAUAGAUACAAUAAUGAAUAAGCUUUAUGUAAUGAACACUGAUCAUGUGACUGGUGACAGCAGAGUCAUUUAUUGGUUUUGUUUCGCCUAUUUGUUUGUUGUUUGUUCGUUUAUGGUCGGUUUUGCUAAACAACAGGGCCCCAGAUGCAGGGAACAGUAAGUUGGGACACAGCCCGUGAAUCCUUCUCUAAGGGGACAGGAGGAGGAGGGCAGGGCUCUUCACUCACUACUAAGUGCACUCCAGACUGUAGUGGACUUUGUGCCCUCAGAUCUUUUCUACUGCAGGAGUUUUAACUGUUUCAGCAUUUUUCAGCUGAAGUUCAGGGCUCAUCUAUGUGUCACUGUAUGUGUGUGUGUGUGUGUGUGUGUGUGUGUGAGAGAGAGAGUGAAGGCAGUUGUUGAGUAUGUGUUAGCAUGUCUCCAUGGCAACUCCGUAACAGCCACUAACCACCAGAGGGCGUCACGUCAUCACCCAGAAAAUCUACAUGCAUGCACACACACACACACACACAGAAUGGUUCAGAGGGAGUUUACUUUCACCAACACUGCAUGCUGUAGAUACACACCACAUUAUAGUCACUGCCACUACAUAAAACACACACACACACACACACACACACAUACUUGGUUUGUGUUUUUUGUUCACUACUCAGUGAGAGAGAGUGUGUGUGUGUGUGUGUGUGUGUGUGCGCACACUCAGGAGUUAAACUGGCCAAAGUACCUGUGCAGCACUCUCUGCUAAUCCAGAUCUCUACUGCUCCUUGAGUUAAUGAAACCUGGAGCUUUAAUUAGCCUGCAUUAUUAAUGAGGGGUUUUUAUCACUGCAUAGACUUCAGUCCAGAAAGUUCUGGUACAGUGCUAGUGUUAGUUUCUUUGAGUUUAUUUUCUUUAGAUGGCUGAGGGAUCAUUUAGUUUACUCAGAAAUUCUUACUACAUUAAAUCUAAAAAAACUUCAUACUGAAAUAUUUACAUCUAAAAUGCUGCAGUCAGGAUUAAACCCAACAGUCAGGAUUCAGUGCUGCAGUCAGGAUUAAACCCAACAGUCAGGAUUCAGUGCUGCAGUCAGGAUUAAACCCAACAGUCAGGAUUCAGUGCUGCAGUCAGGAUUAAACCCAACAGUCAGGAUUCAGUGCUGCAGUCAGGAUUAAACAGUCAGGAUUCAGUGCUGCAGUCAGGAUUAAACAGUCAGGAUUCAGUGCUGCAGUCAGGAUUAAACAGUCAGGAUUCAGUGCUGCAGUCAGGAUUAAACCCAACAGUCAGGAUUCAGUGCUGCAGUCAGGAUUAAACCCAACAGUCAGGAUUCAGUGCUGCAGUCAGGAUUAAACCCAACAGUCAGGAUUCAGUGCUGCAGUCAGGAUUAAACCCAACAGUCAGGAUUCAGUGCUGCAGUCAGGAUUAAACAGUCAGGAUUCAGUGCUGCAGUCAGGAUUAAACAGUCAGGAUUCAGUGCUGCAGUCAGGAUUAAACAGUCAGGAUUCAGUGCUGCAGUCAGAAUUAAACCCAACAGUCAGGAUUCAGUGCUGCAGUCAGGAUUAAACCCAACAGUCAGGAUUCAGUUCUGCAGUCAGGAUUAAACCCAACAGUCAGGAUUAAACAGUCAGGAUUCAGUGCUGCAGUCAGGAUUAAACCCAACAGUCAGGAUUCAGUGCUGCAGUCAGGAUUAAACAGUCAGGAUUCAGUGCUGCAGUCAGGAUUAAACCCAACAGUCAGGAUUCAGUGCUGCAGUCAGGAUUAAACCCAACAGUCAGGAUUCAGUGCUGCAGUCAGGAUUAAACCCAACAGUCAGGAUUAAACAGUCAGGAUUCAGUGCUGCAGUCAGGAUUAAACCCAACAGUCAGGAUUCAGUGCUGCAGUCAGGAUUAAACCCAACAGUCAGGAUUCAGUGCUGCAGUCAGGAUUAAACAGUCAGGAUUCAGUGCUGCAGUCAGGAUUAAACAGUCAGGAUUCAGUGCUGCAGUCAGGAUUAAACCCAACAGUCAGGAUUCAGUGCUGCAGUCAGGAUUAAACCCAACAGUCAGGAUUCAGUGCUGCAGUCAGGAUUAAACCCAACAGUCAGGAUUAAACAGUCAGGAUUCAGUGCUGCAGUCAGGAUUAAACCCAACAGUCAGGAUUAAACAGUCAGGAUUCAGUGCUGCAGUCAGGAUUAAACCCAACAGUCAGGAUUCAGUGCUGCAGUCAGGAUUAAACCCAACAGUCAGGAUUCAGUGCUGCAGUCAGGAUUAAACCCAACAGUCAGGAUUCAGUGCUGCAGUCAGGAUUAAACCCAACAGUCAGGAUUCAGUGCUGCAGUCAGGAUUAAAGAAAGAGUCUCUGACACAAACCAAGCCUCAUACCCCUUCACCUGCUGGUACUCCAGAAAGAGGAACUACACUGCUCCUGCACUCUGGGUCUGUGUGUGUGUGUGUGUCUUAGGUUUUUGUGUUUAAUGAAUAAGGGCUCUUUGUGCUGCCAAACUCAUCAGGACUCUUACGGGUGUGUGUGUGUGUGUGUUUGAGUGAGAGAGAGAGAGAGAGAGAGAGAGAGGUGUGCAGUGAACAUGCCAAAACACACAUACACACAAUGCCCCACUCUCACCAUACAGCAGGAGAUACAUACAUAAAGAACAUGACCUCAUCUUCCUCUGGUGAUGCCCGAAGCCCCUCCCUCACUGACUCCAUUAGCCAUUCACAUCGUAGUUUCCCCGGCCGAUCAUAAAAGAAGUGUAUUAGGUCUGAUCGCCACGGCGACAAGGUGUGUAAUGCCCUGCAUGUGCAAUGUGCAUGCGACUCCAGGAUUAAACAUUAAGAGAAUAAAGAGUGUAACACAGAGCAAA